This is a messenger RNA of Fimicolochytrium jonesii, 930 nucleotides long. RefSeq lists its product as uncharacterized. The transcript is spliced from 4 exons. NCBI's taxonomy places the organism in Eukaryota, Fungi, Chytridiomycota, Chytridiomycetes, Spizellomycetales, Powellomycetaceae. The record is from RefSeq and is a predicted model, not a curated record. Bases 1 to 930 code for a protein of 309 amino acids.
AUGGACCCUUACCUCUAUGCGGUCACCGCAAGAAGGGCAGACUCCGUGUCUCAUGUCCUGAAGGGCAACAUCACCGGUCCAACCGACGUGAACGUCGUCGUGAGCAAGUUCACCCAUAUUGAGAUAUACAUUUUGGAGCCGGUCGGGGAUGAAUAUGAGCCACUACAUUGCCCUAAUCCGGCUGUCACCCAACUCCUCCCCCUGUUCGGCCACUUCCUCCUCAACAUCCUGAAUGACAACAAACAAGCUCAAGAAAUGUUGGGACACGCCGACGAGCUUGAAGAGGAGAAUGCACAAGGAGGACGAGAAGAUGCGACCGGGUAUGGAGGCGAUGAACAAUAUGAGAACGGUGGCCGUGAGCCAAGCGCUACAGAUCCUUAUGCGCCGGAUAAUGCCUUGAUUACCAUCUCUGGCGACCCACAGACAUUGGGACAGGUCCUGAACAUCAACAAUCAUGCCUUAAAACUCUUCGGCCUCCGUAAACCCGACGUUCUACACAAAAACAUCAUCACAAUCAUCCCAUCGCCCUUCGCCGAGAUUCACGAUCAACUACUGCAGCGCUACCUCGACACGGGCUACGCAAAGGUCAUCGACCGGCCGAGACAGGUUCUCCGCCUCCACAGCUCCGGCUAUAUCAUGCCUGUAUCGUUGCCGGUUUCUAAGGGCGUUUGGGGGUCCGUUGGUCGAGUAAUCCUCCUUAUUUUCACCGCGAAGCCGCUCGAGUUCUGCAUUCAACUGACCCUUGUUGAUUUUGUCGAGGUAGAUGCGCACACCAUGCGUGUCAUCCACUGCAGGAAGGUGCGGUUAACAUCACCCUUUUCAUCCCCACAUAUAGAAGGCUGGAAUAAUGACGCACCUCGCAGAUCGAACAGGGUGUGCCUCUCUCGCCAACCCGAAUUGGUGGGAUCCAUCACGAAGGCCCAGCUUUGA